Neoarius graeffei (lesser salmon catfish) is the source of this 2373-nucleotide messenger RNA. RefSeq names its product tripartite motif containing 46b (gene trim46b). Gene Ontology annotation, molecular function: protein binding; zinc ion binding. The transcript is spliced from 13 exons. Lineage: Eukaryota; Metazoa; Chordata; Actinopteri; Siluriformes; Ariidae. Bases 1 to 2301 code for a protein of 766 amino acids. The record is from RefSeq and is a predicted model, not a curated record.
AUGGCGCCCAGAUACCAGGUGAAGUCGAACAUGAAGAGCAUGGAGCGGGAACUCCAGUGCCCAGUAUGUAAGGACAUCGUGAAACAGCCGGUGGUGCUGCCUUGCCAGCACAGCGUGUGUUUGCUGUGUGCGUCAGAGGUGCUGGUGCAGAGCGGCUAUCCUCAGCCCGAGCUGCCCCCAGAACCCCACUCUCCCGCCUCCACACCUAACACACGCUCGCCGCGCCAGGCCCACCGCUCUGUAGAUCGCCCAUUGCGUCCUGGUUUUGGGACAUAUCCGGGACGCAGGCGCAAGGAGGGCUCGACCCAGAUCAUGCUGUUUCCUUGCGUGCCCUGUGGUCGAGAUGUGGAACUGGGUGAGAGAGGACUGAUGGACUGCAUGAGGAACCUCACGCUGGAGCGUAUAGUGGAAAGGUACAGGCACACAGUGAGUCUGGGCAGCGUGGCAGUGAUGUGUCAGUUCUGUAAGUCCCCUCAGACUAUGGAGGCCACUAAAGGCUGCACUGACUGCAGGGCGAGUUUCUGUAAUGAGUGCUUUAAGCUCUACCACCCGUGGGGUACGCCCCGCGCCCAGCAUGAGCAUGUACAGCCCACACUCAACUUCAGACCCAAGGUGUUAACAUGUACAGAGCAUGAUCAGGAAAAGUUACAGUUCUACUGUAAAACAUGCCAAAGGCUCCUCUGCUCCCUCUGUAAGCUGCGUCGUGCUCAUACAGGUCACAAAAUGGUGCCUGUCAGUCAGGCCUACCAGGCACUCAAGGAAAAAAUCAGCAAGGAGCUAAACUACAUCCUGUCCAAUCAGGCUACAGUGCUGACUCAAAUCACACAGCUGGAGAACGCCAUCACCCAGACUGAGGUGAACAGUGUAGCAGCCCGUGAACAGCUCUCUCAGUGUGUGAGGGAGCUGACGGCUCUGCUGUCCGAGCGGCAGGUCAUCUUGGCUCAGGCUCUGGAAAACUCACGGCAGAGGCGGAGCGAAGCUUUAGCCAAUCAGGUCAUGGAGAGGCGCAGCUUGUUGGAACAUGCGGGCCUGAUGACGUUUACCCAGGAGCUGCUGAAAGAGACAGAUCCAGCCUGUUUUGUACAUGCAACCAGGCAAACAUUUAACAGGCUGGCCCAAUCUAUUGAUUCCCUACAGACUUUCUCUCUCUCCGCUGAUCCCUCAUUCCGACACUUUCAACUGGACGUCUCCCGGGAGCUUAAACUUCUCACUGAUCUAAACUUUAUUCAAGCUCCUUUAGCCCCUGUGAUUGACACCCAGCGCACGCUGGCCUACGAUCAGCUCUUCCUGUGCUGGCGACUGCCGCAAGAGUCCUCCCCUGCCUGGCACUUCUCUGUGGAGUACCGUCGCAGAGGUGUGGUGCCAGGGGGCGGGACAAGACCUGGCCUCCGUGGGGGGUUGGCUGGAGCCCGUUGGGGCUGGCAGCGAUUAGACGAGGUGAGCGGGACCAGUGCUGUGAUCAACAGGCUGGAGAUGGACAGCGUGUACGUUCUCAGAGUGAGGGGCUGCAAUAAAGCCGGCUUUGGAGAGUACAGCGAAGAGGUGUACUUACACACUCCGCCAGCUCCAGUACUGAAUUUCUACUUGGAUUCGCGUUGGGGUCUACAUGCUGAUAGACUCGUGGUGAGUAAAGAGCAGCGCUGUGCCCGCAGCGUGCCAGGCCUCUCUCUUCUGCAGGCAGCUGACCGAGCCCUAACUUCCUGUCACCUGACCGCUGACCUGCUUGUGGGUGACGUGGCUGUCACACAAGGCCGUCACUACUGGGCAUGCUCAGUGGAGCCUGGCUCUUACUUAGUUAAGGUUGGUGUUGGUCUGGAGUCAAAGCUUCAGGAAUGGUUCCACCUUCCACAGGACAUGGCCAGCCCACGGUAUGACCCUGACAGUGGCCAUGAUAGUGGGGCAGAAGAUUCUUCAGACUCUCUACCCCCUUUCACCUUCCUCACAAUGGGCAUGGGAAAGAUCUACCUGCCCACCUCUGCCAAUGCCCACCAUGGAACAGUCAACCACAGGGACAUCUCUAGCAGCAACAGCCCCUCCUCUCCAACUGGUGUCACCUAUCCUCUUCCUCCAAGGCUGGGGGUGUGCCUGGACUUCGAGAAGAGCCGUGUCACCUUUUAUGAUGCCCAUUCACUUCGCCCACUCUGGGAGGGUCCAGUCGACUGCUCUACUCCUGUCUGUCCCGCCUUCUGCUUCAUUGGAGGAGGGGCUCUGCAGCUACAGGAGCUGGUGGCGAAUCGCAAUGCAGACCAAACACCCGUCAGAAGAGUCACCAUCCAAUCCCGUGUCACCAAACUGAGCUGAGCCAUUCCCACAAACACUGGGGGCACAAGGUGGGAGAAUUCAUCCCGGAUGGGACACCAGUUCAUCGCAAUG